AUGCACCACCCAUCACACCACUCCUCACACCACCCCCCACGCCUUCUCCUCCCCUUAACCACCCUCCUCGACCUCAGUAUCUCCCUCACCCUCGUCGCCCUCUUCACCGCAUCCUACACCCACCACUUCCGCACCAUCCUCUGGCAAACGGGCGGGACCCAAGGCUGGAACUCUGAUCCCCAACAACGCAUAUACGACUACGCGAAUUACCGCUCCAUCCCGCCUAUCCCGCUCCUCUGGGACGAAAAUUCAUCACUAGAACACCUCAGCCUCGCUGUUACUAUACUCUUCACAUGCGUCCUCCGCGCGCGGCUGAAUACGCUUAAAAGCCACACUUUGGAUCUCUAUGCUGCGCUCGCUACAAACGCUCUCUACGAUGCGCUCCUUGCUGCCCUCUGCAUCGCUAGCGCGGUCCUGCAGUCUGCACCCGACUUGUCUGACCCUGAACACCUCAGCGCUUCGCCUUGGUAUCUGGAGCGCGGCUGCGCAGAUGUGUGUGUUUGUGCGAGAUCGGCGUGUCGUGUUAUGAGGGCUUCGUAUGGUGUUGCUGUUUUUGCAGCGAUGUGGUUUUGUGCGCGCUGCGGCGUUACCUGCGUGUAUGCUGCGUAUCGGUUGGGGAGAGAUCAUCAGGCCAGGGAUGGCGUGGGGUGUGGGUGUGAUGAAUAUAUUUGAAGCGCACGCGGAGUUGGGGGUGUUGUUGGAUAACGGGCGUUGUUAUGGCCUGAUGAAGUCAUACUGUUCUGAUGCAUCAAGGCUGGUAUGAAUGCUAUUAAAACUGGUUUCGGGAACAAGGACGCUGGUCAAGCGGGUUUUUCGAAAUGAUUGUAUGUCGUGGAUAGGCGUUAGGGGAACAUGAAACUGGGCUUUGAUGAAUGUAGCGCUGUUCAUAUGCUGCUGAAAACUGGCGUGGAUUGUUCAUCAUAGGGCAUUGGAUAGAUCUUCUAGCGAUUGACGCAAUCACACGAAAAAGGCAUGUCUGUUGUUUGCUACAUAAGAGCUGAGUAAUAGAUUGCGUACUGUAUCUGUUCUCUCUACUUGUGAGCGAGGCGGG
Messenger RNA from Exserohilum turcica Et28A, 1051 nucleotides. RefSeq lists its product as uncharacterized. The transcript has 3 exons. Bases 1 to 672 code for a protein of 223 amino acids. Lineage: Eukaryota; Fungi; Ascomycota; Dothideomycetes; Pleosporales; Pleosporaceae. The record is from RefSeq and is a predicted model, not a curated record.